Prunus armeniaca (apricot) is the source of this 921-nucleotide messenger RNA. The record is from the annotation of a GenBank genome assembly. NCBI's taxonomy places the organism in Eukaryota, Viridiplantae, Streptophyta, Magnoliopsida, Rosales, Rosaceae.
AUGCCACCGCACGCCGAUCUGGACCGUCAGAUUGAGCACUUGAUGCAGUGCAAGCCUCUGCCGGAGCCAGAGGUGAAGACGCUGUGCGAGCAAGCGAGGGCGAUUUUGGUCGAGGAAUGGAAUGUGCAACCGGUGAAGUGCCCCGUCACGGUUUGCGGAGACAUCCAUGGCCAGUUCCACGACCUCGUCGAGCUCUUUCGGAUCGGCGGCAGCGCCCCCGAUACCAAUUACCUCUUCAUGGGCGACUAUGUAGAUCGAGGAUACUACUCAGUGGAGACUGUCACACUUCUAGUGGCCCUGAAAGUACGUUACAGAGAUAGAAUUACAAUUCUUAGAGGAAAUCAUGAGAGUCGGCAAAUAACUCAAGUGUAUGGUUUCUAUGAUGAGUGUUUGAGGAAAUAUGGAAAUGCUAAUGUCUGGAAGCAUUUCACUGACCUUUUUGAUUAUCUUCCGCUCACAGCCUUGAUCGAGAGUCAGAUCUUUUGCUUGCAUGGUGGACUCUCCCCCUCUUUAGAUACUUUAGACAACAUUCGUGCUCUGGACCGGAUACAAGAGGUUCCUCAUGAAGGUCCGAUGUGUGAUCUCUUGUGGUCUGACCCGGAUGACCGAUGUGGGUGGGGAAUAUCUCCUCGGGGCGCAGGGUAUACAUUUGGACAAGAUAUAGCAGCCCAAUUUAAUCAUACUAAUGGGCUGAGUCUUAUUUCUAGAGCUCACCAGCUUGUGAUGGAAGGCUACAAUUGGUGCCAGGAAAAGAAUGUUGUCACGGUGUUUAGUGCUCCAAAUUACUGCUAUCGGUGUGGAAAUAUGGCUGCAAUUCUUGAGAUUGGAGAGAAUAUGGAGCAGAAUUUCCUUCAAUUUGACCCAGCACCUCGGCAGGUUGAGCCUGAUGCAACACGCAGAACUCCAGACUAUUUUUUGUAA